AGCAGAGAAGUCAGGAGACUCGAGCUUUAAUCAGUCCCGCCUUUUAAUAGCGGGUGCCGUCUGCUCACCGCCAGAUAACUCUUCCACCUGUCAGUGGAUAGAAGGGACGCAAUGAUUCGCAUGUACGGAAUAUGUCUGACCGUUAUAGCUCUAGCUGUGACGGUCAACGCGGCUACAAAGGGAGCAGAGAUUAGCGCUGACAGUGAAUUUCAAAAGUUUAGAAGCCAGUCAUCCAUCCGAUGUAGUAAUAAUGUAGGGACGGGCAAUCAGGAGUCGAAAUUACUCAACACUGAUGCCAAAAGACAAGCGUUCCGGCAAAAACUAACGGCUGAGCAACAAACAUUUUUUGACAAACUAGUCAAUAGUCCAGAUCACUCGGUCGACACGUUCACGGGAGACCAGCUGAUGAUGCCUCUGUGGAAAGUGAUGGAGGACCUGACCGACAGUGACAGGGACAUGUUCAUCGACAUCCGGUCCAAGUGGGACACCGUUACGUACGACGAGCUGGUCGCCUUCCUCGGGAAGAUUCGACCCGUCGAACUACUCGUCGUCAAGAAAGAGCUGCUGUGUGAGUUGACGGGCAAGCUGGACGAGGCUGCGCUCGACGUCGUGUGUGGCCGCGUGGCCAACGACUCCGUCACAGACAGCGAGAUGGCCAUCGCCUUCGAAGACCGCUGUUCGGACUGCGUCGCUCUCGCCUGGAAGAAGAGGGCUUCAGACAAUGUGCGCGCGAUCGUGUCGGGCGCUAAAGGGGCGUUCCUGUACGAGAAGAUGGCGCAGACGAUCCCGGCGGACCAGUGGGACGUCAACGGGCUGAUGUUGGCUCCCGACGCCGUCACACCCGAGGACGUCAACAGAGUGCCAGACGCAAAUUUCUGUGACAGCACUCAAAGAGACAGACUUACCAAGUCCGAGUUUCAUUCUGUCGUGUCGGAAGACGUGAAAAAGGCAGUUGCACGGAAACUGGCGAAGUGUUCCGAUCUUCAGGACGUCGGUUCGUGGAGCGCCGCCAAUAUCAAAAAGCUUUCUCCGUACCUGGCCAACUUGCCAAAGACAUCACUUUUCAAAAUCAAAGUUUCCGACGCAGUGGACAGUUUGAACGAGUUGUUCGCUCUCGACAAAAAGACCGCUGAAGUCAUCUUCAAAGCGAUGGCUCCGAAACUGAUAACCUACUGGACUGUAAACAAGGCUUGGACUGCAAACCAGAAAACCAAAAUCCUGUGCAUCAUGGUGAAAUACGCACCCAACAAACGUUUCUUCGAGAAAGUGGCGACGGUGGACGAUCUCAAGGCUUUCCUCAGAGAUAAGGAGACACAGUGUCCAGGACAGACCUUCGACAGUAAGGAGAUGCGACCGAUCACGGAUCGAGUCGCGUCGGACGAUACGUUCAAAUGGGAAAGUGACUCGUUCUCUGACUUCGGUUCAAGCAUAUCUUCCCUGUCCUCGUCCGACCUGAAGAAGGUCAACAAGAGCGUCAUCUGCAGCGACUGGGACAAGGUGAAGGACGCACACUUCAAGACUCAAGAUCUGAAACAUUUGUGGAACGUGUGUAAAAUGGAAAAAAGCUACUCGCUGGGCUCGUUCACGUGUGAUAAAGUCAAGUCUAUCGGGGUCUUCCUACAAGCCAUGACCAAGGCAGAGAUUGACGAAAUCCCUGUAAACACUCUGGCAGACUGUGCAGAGCAGGUCGGGAAGGCUCUCAACGACGUCUGCAAGACCAACAAGGGAGUGUGCAGGGCCGUCUGGAAUAGGGUAGGUACAGGGCCGUCUGGGAUAGGGUAGGUGCAGGGCCGUCUG
This is a messenger RNA of Gigantopelta aegis, 1797 nucleotides long. RefSeq lists its product as uncharacterized. The transcript is spliced from 11 exons. The record is from RefSeq and is a predicted model, not a curated record. Lineage: Eukaryota; Metazoa; Mollusca; Gastropoda; Neomphalida; Peltospiridae. Bases 112 to 1782 code for a protein of 556 amino acids.